AUGAAUCAAACUAAAUUUAAGAAAGACAUUCAGAAGAAAACAAAGUUGACGAUAAAGAAUGAUUCGAGUAACUUGUUGAUUUAUUUGAUAUACGUCAACUAUUUGAAUAAUUUAAUAGAGAAUUCCACUUCGAACAAUGAAAUUACUAUGACCAACUUGAUCAAAGAGAACGAGACUUUAUUGAAAAAAUUCCGAGGUUAG
Molecule: messenger RNA, 201 nt
Organism: Yamadazyma jaroonii
Lineage: Eukaryota; Fungi; Ascomycota; Pichiomycetes; Serinales; Debaryomycetaceae
Source: the annotation of a GenBank genome assembly